Messenger RNA from Microsporum canis CBS 113480, 2724 nucleotides. RefSeq names its product serine/threonine-protein kinase cbk1. The coding region runs from base 1 to 2724 and encodes 907 amino acids. Gene Ontology annotation, biological process: peptidyl-serine phosphorylation; intracellular signal transduction. Lineage: Eukaryota; Fungi; Ascomycota; Eurotiomycetes; Onygenales; Arthrodermataceae. The transcript is spliced from 4 exons. Gene Ontology annotation, molecular function: protein serine/threonine kinase activity; ATP binding. The record is from RefSeq and is a predicted model, not a curated record.
AUGAACACUCCAGAGGGUGUAACUCCAAACGGCACCUCUUCCAAGGCAGCAGCUCCGAUCGAGGACAAUCAUCCAUCUCCAGCUGAUACAGCUUCGCAGACUGGGAGAGAACAUAGCAUUGGAGGCUAUAAAUCUGUUAGCGGUUUUUUAAGAAGGAAAGGGUCACGAUUCCUCUCCUUAUUCAAGAUACGUAGAAGUAGAAGUAGUGCACAUUCCCGAGAGCCACAGGAAGAGGCACGCCAGACAAGUAUAGGAGGGGCUGCAGGCCAGCCAACUUCUCUCACGAACGGGAAUAGGUCUCUCGGCCCUGGGGGAGAGGGCCGAAGCACUGAGCCACCUUCAGGCACAAGUUCGCUACCAGGACAAAGGGAAUCAAGGGCUGAUUCAAUUCAGCCUCUGGUUGUGAGAAAAGGGCCUAAUAUUUACAACAUACCCCGUGGGCUGAAAACGAUUAGUACUAUCAAACCAUUAGCACCGCUAAACAGCCAACGAAACCACUCUAGUCCCAGUUUAACGCAAAGAAUAUCGGAUAAAAUUUCAAUGUCAUUUUGUCCUCCCACGGUAGUGCAUCGUGCAAACUUACGAGUGCGGCCAGCUAUAAGUCGCUUUUCGGUGGGUACACCACCAUCGGUGCCAUCUACACUACAAAAACUGGGUGACAAUACACAGGAUGACUCGGACUCCUCCGCUUCCCGUCUGAGUGGGAGUGGUACUUCUCACAGGAGCCAAUCUACUAAUCCUACAUCAGAAGGAAGCCCUGUUUCUCUAUUAAAAAGAACAUCUGCGAGCUUGACUGGGAAAGAAAAAGGGACAGUUCCUACAAACUGCGCCCCGUCAGAAACUCAGCAACCACCCUUUGGAGAUACCCCUCCCCUUGUUAAACCCUCCAUUGUUACUGUGGAAUUAACUGUUUCUGCAAAGAUAUUCCUUGAAACCUACUUUGAUGCAUUAUCCUCCAAAGACCCCCCUAGACUGCGCCGUCAACGUGAGUUCGAACAAACAAUAUACUCUUUACCUCUGUCAGAGGAAGAGAGGCAGGCAGCAUGGCAGGCCUGGUAUCGUCAGGAGUCCGACUAUCUUCGCCAGCAUCGUGUUUUAAAGACACAUUCCAAUCGAACGGACCGUAAAAACAGCCCCUUGAUUGCUGGAUACGAAGUUAUCAAGGUCCUAGGGAGGGGUAGCUUUGGUGUUGUUCGCCUAGUUAGAAAGAAAAAUACUAACCCCGAAUCCUCGCCGUCAGUUUCGAAGGGAACGCGGACUUUUCGUCGAAAGGAUGCCGAGAAGAUGAGGAAGAAUGUCUUUGCGAUGAAGGUUAUCCGCAAGUCAGAAAUGCUCUUGAAUUGCCAAGAAGGGCACUUGCGAGCGGAGAGAGAUUUUCUGGUCUCGUCUAAUAAGUCUCAAUGGAUUGUACCGCUGAUUUCGAGCUUCCAGGAUAAACAUAAUCUCUACCUUAUCAUGGAUUACAUGGUAGGUGGCGAUUUUCUUUCUUUGUUAAUGAGAAAGAAUAUUCUAUCAGAAGAAGUCUCGAAGUGGUACGUUGCGGAGAUGAUCCUAUGUAUCGAAGAAGCUCAUCGGCUUUGUUGGAUUCACAGGGACGUUAAACCAGACAAUUUCCUUAUCUCAGCGUCUGGACACUUAAAGAUAUCCGAUUUUGGACUUGCAUUCGAUGGACAUUGGUCUCAUAACGAGACGUAUUUUCACAACCAUCGACAAUCAUUACUAAAGAAACUGGGAAUCAAAGUUGAAGGAGACUCCGAGGAUAAAAAGGCCGCCGCCAAAGCCAAAAAAGCAUAUAAGGUUGCAAAUCUUCCCGAUGGUAAAAAUGGCGAAUCUGUUGAAAGACCGGCUAUGAGACAACCUGGUCCCGGCGAAGAUAUUCUUCGAUGGCGUAAUCGCAAAGAGCGAAGAAAAUUAGCAAUGAGUAUUGUGGGAACAAGUCAAUAUAUGGCGCCCGAGGUUGUUAAUGGGGAUCCGUACGAUGGUAGAUGUGACUGGUGGAGCAUUGGUAUCAUUCUAUUUGAGUGCCUUUUUGGAUUUACGCCUUUCGCCGCAGAUUGCAGAGAAAAUACCAAGAGCCGAAUAUUAGACAAGAACCAUCACAAAUACUUAGAAUUUCCUAAUGAGCGUCCAUCAGACAGGCUGGUUUCUGACGAAGCAGUACAUCUGAUUGGGCAAAUUCUUCAGGAAAAGGAGUGCCGGCUUUCCUCUGAGAAGUAUUUGUUGAAUGAUUAUAUUCAUUCACGGCGAAUACCCGGUGAAAUACUUGAUAAAGCUGCCGACAAGGCAAGCAAGAAUUAUCAAGGCUACUAUGUAUAUCCAGAUGAUGCAACCGAUAUAAAGGACCAUCCAUUCUUUAGGAAUAUCAAUUGGGACGCUAUCCAAUACACCAGGCCACCAUUUGUUCCAAAGAUCAAGAGCUGGGAAGACACAAAAUAUUUCAACAUUUCAGUUGCGGACAGAAAUGAUGACUCGUCCCAAGAUCCUCCAAAUGACCCUGAAGCUGACAUACCUGACGGCGCUGAAUCCCCUCCGAAGCAAAACCAAGCCGUGGGGAACACAUCUAACGUAAAGAAAGUCACAAAGAAGAAGGUCAAGCGGAAAGCCCGUGAUAAAAUCCUGCGCGAUGAAUCAAUGGGAAAGAUUGCUUUGAAUAUUCGGAAGCAGGGGGCAUUUCUGGGAUAUGCUUAUAAUAGACCUAAGGAUGUCAUCAGUGUCUUCGAGUAG